GUUGCUUCGAUCCUGAGACAUAUUAGGAAUUCAUCCGUGAUUAUGGAUUGUAAUAUGAUCGCUUGCGGUUUCUCUUUCCUCCUGCUUUUUCUGCAUGGCGCAUAUGCAGAUCUGAGCUAUUCGUUUCCGGAGGAGAUGAAACGAGGAUCAGUUAUUGGAAAUAUGGCCAAGGAUCUCGGGCUGCAGACGAGCGCACUGUCUAACAGAAGAGCCCGUAUCGACACCGAUGAAACUGAUAAACGUUACUGUGACAUAAACCUGAAUAACGGAGAGUUGAUUGUUGCCGACAGGAUUGAUCGAGAGGGGCUCUGUGGAGAAAAGGCUUCGUGCAUCCUAAAACACGAGCUGGUGCUGGAGAAUCCUCUCGAGCUCCAUCGGAUCAGUCUGCACGUUCAAGAUAUUAAUGAUAACUCGCCUCAGUUUAAGGAAGAAUUGAUAAAUAUAGAAAUCCGAGAGUCGGCAGUCAGGGGAGCUCGUUUUGUGAUCGAGGAGGCACACGAUGCGGAUGUAGGACAGAAUUCAGUUCAGCAGUACAGCCUUAAGAAGAAUGAUAAUUUCAUUUUGGCUGCUGAUGGAAACACAAUAGAGCUUGUUCUGGAUAAAGAGCUCGAUCGAGAAAAACAGCAAGAGCUCAAUUUGCUUCUUACAGCUCUAGAUGGUGGCUCUCCUCAGAGAUCAGGUACUGUAGUCAUACACGUCACUGUGCUGGAUGCUAAUGAUAACGCCCCAGUGUUCAGCCAGGCCGUUUAUAAAGCCAGUCUGCCUGAAAAUUCUCCUGUAGAUACUAUAGUGGUCACAGUGAGCGCUACUGAUGCAGACGAGGGAGUCAAUGGAGACGUGACUUAUGAAUUCGGACAUGUUACAGAAGAUGUGAAGAAGAUAUUUAGUAUUGACCGUAAGGUGGGGGAUAUACGUGUUAUUGGCUCUGUUGACUAUGAAGCCACCACUUCAUUUGAAAUACGUCUUAAAGCAAAAGAUGGAUUAGGGCUGUCAUCUUAUGCUAAAGCAAUAAUUUCUGUCACUGAUGUGAAUGACAACGCUCCUGUAGUAGAUUUGAAAUCACUGACUAACCCCAUACCUGAGGACAUCCCACCUGGUACAGAGGUGGGCAUCAUUAACGUGCAGGAUAGAGACUCUGAGAAUAACAGACAGGUCCGCUGCUCCAUUCAACAAAACGCUCCUUUUAAGUUGGUUCCUUCUAUUAAAAACUAUUAUUCUCUGGUGACCACAGGACAACUGGACCGUGAAGUAGUGUCUGAUUACAACAUUACAAUCACUGCCAGUGACGAGGGCUCUCCACCUCUGUCCUCCUCUAAAAGUGUUGAGUUAUCUGUAGCAGACAUCAACGACAACCCACCUGUGUUUGAGAAACAGUCGUACAGCGCAUAUGUGAGUGAAAAUAACAAACCUGGCUCCACUUUAUGUUCCGUUAGUGCUCGAGACCCCGACUGGAGACAAAACGGUACAGUGAUUUAUUCUCUGUUACCCGGUGAGGUGAACGGUGCCCCGGUGUCGUCCUAUGUGUCUGUUAACGGAGACACGGGGGUGAUCCACGCUGUGAGGUCGUUUGAUUAUGAACAGUUGAGGAGUUUUAAAGUCCACGUGAUGGGCAGAGACAACGGUUCUCCUCCGCUGAGCAGCAACGUGACCGUCAGUGUGUUCAUAUCGGAUGUGAAUGACAACUCUCCUCAGAUACUGUACCCCGGGCCGGAGGGCAACUCCUUCAUGACCGAGCUGGUCCCCAAAGCUGCACACGGAGGCUCUCUGGUGUCCAAAGUGAUAGCGGUGGACGCGGACUCCGGACAGAACGCCUGGCUGUCCUAUGAUAUAGUGAAAUCCACAGAUCCGGGCCUUUUCACUAUUGGUGUCCACAGCGGAGAGAUCAGGACACAGCGGGACAUUUCCGAGUCUGACAGCAUGAAACAGAACCUGAUUGUGUCAGUGAAAGAUAACGGACAGCCCUCUCUGUCUGCCACCUGUUCCAUGUAUUUACUGAUUUCUGAUAACUUGGCUGAGGUGCCAGAACUGAAGGACAUUUCUUAUGAUGAGAAGAAUUCCAAACUGACGUCUUAUCUGAUCAUCGCGCUGGUGUCUGUGUCGACGUUUUUCCUGACCUUCAUCAUCAUCAUCCUGGGUGUGAGGUUUUGUCGCAGGAGAAAGCCCAGACUGUUGUUUGAUGGAGCAGUUGCCAUCCCCAGCGCUUAUCUCCCUCCUAAUUACGCAGAUGUUGACGGCACAGGAACUUUACGCAGCACUUACAAUUAUGACGCCUACCUGACAACAGGUUCAAGAACCAGUGACUUUAAGUUCGUGUCAUCUUACAAUGACAACACACUGCCUGCUGACCAGACUCUGAGGAAAAGUCCAUCAGACUUUGCUGAUGCCUUUGGAGAUAGUGAUGGCUCUCCUGAGGUAGGGAUGCGUUUUAGACUAUUCAACCCGCGUUUAUAG
This is a messenger RNA of Epinephelus lanceolatus (giant grouper), 2451 nucleotides long. The record is from RefSeq and is a predicted model, not a curated record. Lineage: Eukaryota; Metazoa; Chordata; Actinopteri; Perciformes; Serranidae.